Molecule: messenger RNA, 2324 nt
Organism: Hippocampus zosterae (dwarf seahorse)
Lineage: Eukaryota; Metazoa; Chordata; Actinopteri; Syngnathiformes; Syngnathidae
Gene: ptcd3
Product: pentatricopeptide repeat domain 3
Exons: 23
Coding region: 23-2035 (670 amino acids)
Biological process (GO): mitochondrial translation
Cellular component (GO): mitochondrion
Molecular function (GO): protein binding; ribosomal small subunit binding; rRNA binding
Source: RefSeq, a predicted model, not a curated record
CGUCUUUGCUGUCGUGUGCAACAUGGCGGCGUCCGGGUGGCAUGCAGGAAAGUACAUUUAUAAAAACAAUCGAAUUUUGUUGACCAACAUCGAGAAAAUGUUGUUUCAUAGGAAUUUUGCUGCGAGCUCAGCUUUACGCCAACAAGCUGUAGAAACCAACAAAGGAGACUCCUUGGAGACAAUCACCAUACCCAGAAAGAAAGUAUGGAGCAAAGAAUCAGUAUUGGAGGCCUUGGCUGUGACCGUGCGCAGGGAUCAUACAGCUUAUCCCUACCAAUUCCAGGAUGAUCCUUACCUCUCCCCGAGGAACGCUGCCGAGUUUAAGUUGUACUCUCUCUCUCAAGAGUCUGGCAGAUCUGCAGCGAAAUACUUUGUCAACAAUCAUCCAAAGUUCUUCACCAAAGAUUUUGCUGAACCGCAUAUACCUUGUCUCAUGCCAGAUACGAUAUCACUGCGCCUUGAAGAAGUGAGUGAAGAGUCACUGAAAGAAAGGAUCAGCUUGAGAAAAGUUAAGGCUGCUGUCGACAUGUACGAUCAACUGCUGCAAGCCGGGACGUCUGUGUCAAUGGAGACAACCCACAACCUGUUAGACUUGAUUUGUCUCUUUUGUGACAGAGACCCUGUCCAAGAGGAUGGGCCACAGACAGAGGACAUGGAGGAAUCUGUAAAUGACGUGAAGAAAUGGAAAGGGAAAGUCCGUCGCCCCUCAGCCUUGCUCAAGUUUACCUGGAAGGAAAAUAACAAUGCAGAAAGAAUAUUUAACCUAGUGCCGGAGAAAGAUACCCGAUGUUACUCUGCUCUCAUCAGAGGGAUGGUGAAGCACGGAGCCUAUGCAAAGGCGUUCAGCGUGUACACAGACCUGCUCAACAAGAGACUCACUGCUGACGUCCACAUUUUCAACGCCUUGAUCUCAGCUGUUCCAGAAGUCAGAGACAAAUACAUCGAAAGAUGGGACCUCAUUGCUGAGAUUUUAAACCAGAUGAGUCGACAGAAAAUCCAUCCCAACCUGCAAACCUUUAACAGUGUUCUUAAAGCCUUGAGACGCUGUGGCUCUUUGGCCAGAACGUUGGCAUUACAAACUCUGAGCGAGAUGACGGCUCUCCGUAUAGCUCCCAGUCUGGCCACCUUUGACCAUGUACUGGCUAUAUUUUACAAAGCAGCAUCAGCUGGCCAGGGCAACACUGACAUUUUGCAGGAAGUGAUGUCGGAGUUGGCAGGGAAAAGCUUCAUCUGCCAGGAUCCCGGUGACGUUCUAUUCUUCUCUAGUGCCAUGAGGAUUUGUCUGGAUUAUAAAGAUCUGGAUCUUGGAUAUAAAAUCCAAAAUCUGGUAGAGGUGGGGGAGAACUGGAGGCUUCUGGGUGAUUCCUACCACCGGAGUGUUUAUUAUGGGCGCUUCUUCAGCCUGUUGUGUAUGAUGGAACACAUUGAUGUGGUGCUGAAGUGGUAUAAAGAGCUCAUUCCCUCGUUGUAUUACCCAAACUCACAAGGACUGAGAGACCUCCUGCAGGCUCUGGACACAGACAGUCGCUUGGACAUGCUACCUACUAUAUGGAAAGAUAUCCGAUCUCUGGGUCAUGACAAUAAACUCGAACUGAUUGAGGAGCUGCUCAACUUAAUGGCCAGAGAGAAACACAGUCCUGAGGUCCAAGAGUCUUUUGCUGCGUGUGCACUCGAUAUAAAGAGUGUAUUUGAUCGCAACAGAAGUAGGACCAGCCUGGAGUGGAACAACACCACCCUCUCGCAUGUUACUUCUCUCCUGCUGCGAGCCAACAAGAUCCCAGAGGCUUGGGAGAUGCUCCAGGUUUUCAAAGAACAGAACCGAGUUCCUUCCGCUGAGCUGUUGGAGGACUUCCUGUCCGUGUGCCGGAGCGAGGGCUCUGCCCAAAGAGCCGUCCAGCUUGUUCAGCUUUCGGCUGCCUUUUGUCUGCAGGCGACACAGAAACUGGCAAAGCUGACGCUAACUGGGUUUAAUUUGAGUGAGGAGCAAAGAAUCAUAUUGUCUGAGCUGGAGAGUGUCACAGAGCCCACAGACUGAAGAAAUGGGCCAGCAUUCAUUAAGAAAAACUGACUCCUACAAUCAAUUAUUCAGUGAAAAAUGUGAAAACAAGAGUAUACCAGCUACGUAUCCAUGUAAGAAAAAUGGGGCAAUGGCAAGCUGUGCCUCCAUUUAUGGACAAAGAUGUACAGUACUGUACUUCAAUUGUGAUGUUUUAUUUGUCCGCCAGAGGUCACCAUUUCCUCUCAAAUGACUACGUUUUGGCGUGGUCUGCUGUAUAGUAAAAAACAAAAGUGAUUAUCACAAAUAAAGUGCUCUAAGUGCAUGA